Molecule: messenger RNA, 3195 nt
Organism: Monodelphis domestica (gray short-tailed opossum)
Lineage: Eukaryota; Metazoa; Chordata; Mammalia; Didelphimorphia; Didelphidae
Gene: SLC25A41
Product: solute carrier family 25 member 41
Biological process (GO): transmembrane transport
Source: RefSeq, a predicted model, not a curated record
AAGACUGGUAAGAGCAGGGGAUUGGCUCCUGCCUCAGGUGCAGUUGAUGUGGGAAGAGUCUCCCAGAAAGCUUAGUAGAUGUUAUUGCAUCACAGUCUACCAUUCUUCAGGCCCAGAGGCUGGUGGUAGGUACUUGUGGGUGAUAACAGCCUCCUCUCUCCUCCUACCCGAGAACUGGAAGCUUUGAGCCAAUAAGGCAGUCUGUCACCUCUUUGCACAGGUCAGCAGAUAGAUGGAGGCUCAGGACCACUGGCUGGAGGACCAUGGCAGGCAGAAAACACCCUCCAAACCAGAUGUUGACAUCCUAAACCCUUUACCUGGCCCGAAUUGUUCUGCCCUGGAGCGUAGAUAAAAGGAAGGGGAGCUGCCAGUGUGUGCCUUUGGGAAGGAGUCCAGGGUGGGGUGAGGGAGUUGGGGGAGGAGGGGACAGAAACAUGGAAAUGGCACAAAAUGCUAGAAAAAUACUGUAUGAAUUAUGGUGGAUAGGCCCCUUGCACUGCCCCAUUUCCUCAGCAUUGUGGAGCCCUAAAUUAGGAGUCAGAGACUCAAAGAAUGUCAUAGCUAGCAAGGAUCUCAAUGACCUUGCUUCCUCAAGGAUGGGGAAACUGAGGCCCAAAAUUAGAGAAGGAAUAUUCUCAAGGAAGGUCAUAUAGCGAGUUAGGAACAAAGACAAAGCCCAGGUGCUUGAAUUCCAAUUUUUGCCUCUCUAAGAGAUUAGACCUGUGUUUAAGUCCUAGUUUAUGCCUCUUAAUUGAGCAAGCUCAGAUUAGCUUCUUUGGGUCUCAGUUUCCCCAUCUUUGAGGAAAUUUGAUCGCUGAGACUUUUUCUAGCUAUGACAUUCUUUGAAUCUCUGACUCCUAGAUUAGAACUCCACAAUAAUGAGGAAAUAGGACCCAGGCAGUACAAGGGGCCUACCUCCCACAAUCUAUAAAAAGACGGGGCUGGCUGAAGCCAGGGAUUCUUAACCAGAGGUCCGUGGACCCUUAGAGUCCUUGGAUUUCAGGGGAUUCAUUAAUUUAAGAAAUAUUUUAUAACCAUUUCAAUAUAAUUUGUUCCCUCUGUAAUUUUAUGCACAUAAUAAUGUUUCUAAGAAGAGGUCCUUUGGCUUCUCCAGACUGAGCAAAGGUGGUGGUGGUGGUGGUGGUGGGGUUCCAGGAUACACACAGAAAGGCAGCCUUUCCACAUGAUCCCUAAAAGGUUCUUCUAGAAGUUGUCAGUAUCUUAUUGUAUAGGUGACACAGAACUUUGAGUCAGGAGACAGAGGUUCAAAUUUAAAUUUAAAUUUGACCUUUAUUAUCUAUGUGAAUCUGGCAAGUCAGUUCACCUCUCUAAGUCUCAGUUUUUUCUCCUGUAAAAUGGGAAUAAUAGUACCUGCAGUGCCUACCUCACAAAGUUAUUAUGAGGCAAAGUGAAUCUGAAAUGUGUACAUUUUAAAGCACUAAACUUGACCUAUCAUUAACACGAUAAGACCCAUUUUAAAGGGAAAGGAAUAAUAUUUCUAAUCACCUGGGCUGGCCCAAAAAAGCAUAGAUAAUUUUAAUAUUAAUAUCCUUUAUUAAAUAUUAUUAAUAAAAACAACACAAUGAAGUUGGACUGACUUUUUUCUAAGGGCCUUCCCAGCUCAGACAUUCUAUAGGUCUGCAACUUUGGGAAAUUUCACUCCCCCAAGUUAGAUGCCAUUCCAGUCCCCACGGCAACAGAAUUUGGUGACUUCACCAAAGCUUCUGUGAUAUCAUGGGUCCUCCCCAGGGGAGCUAGGGUUCCAAGGCGGCCCCCUCCGUUCCUGUGCUCCGGAGUGGCCAAGCAGGAGAUCGCUAGAGCCCCCGGAGGAAACCCAUUGUCCUCAGCCUCUCCUAUCCCCUCUCCAGCCCUCCCACCCAACAUGGAAACCCAUCCUAGGGAUCCCAAAUCGUAUACCCAGAGACUUGAGGCCCACUCGUACCACCAGGAGAAACAGCAGGGACUUGGUCUGGCCAGGUCCUGGACACCGGUGAACAGCUGAUGGUCCCGGUAGAAGUGUUGCGGGAGACCAACCAAGCAGCCUGGUGGAAGUUUCUGGUCUCAGGGGCUGUGGCUGGUGCUGUGUCACGUACUGGGACAGCCCCACUGGACAGGGCGAAAGUCUUCAUGCAGGUCUAUGCCUCCAAAACGAAUAUCAUGAAUUUGCUGGGGGGGAUGCGGAGCAUGAUCCAAGAAGGAGGAAUCCGCUCCCUGUGGCGGGGAAAUGGCAUCAAUGUGCUCAAAAUUGCACCCGAGUACGCCAUCAAGUUCUCCGUCUUUGAGCAGUGUAAGACUUCUUUCUGCAACCAGAAUACCUCACAGCCCUUUCAUGAAAGAAUCCUGGCUAGCUCCCUGGCGGUGGCUAUCUCCCAGACUCUCAUCAAUCCCAUGGAGGUGCUGAAGACCCGGCUGAUGCUCCGGCGGACAGGCCAGUAUAAAGGGCUACUGGAUUGUGCGUUCCAGAUCCUAGAACGUGAGGGGACCCGAGCCUUCUACCGGGGCUACUUGCCCAACAUGAUGGGCAUUGUGCCUUAUGCCUGCACCGACUUGACGGUCUAUGAGUCGCUCAGGUGGGUCUGGCUCUACUUAGGGUUUGACGCAGAAAAUCCCAGCGGGAUAGUCAGCCUGUUGUCUGCCACACUGUCCAGCACCUGUGGCCAGGUGGCCAGCUACCCUCUGACACUGGUACGGACAAGGAUGCAGGCCCAAGACACUGUGGAGGGCUCCAAUCCUACCAUGCGAGGUGUCUUUGGAAAGAUCCUAGCCCAGCAGGGCAUGCCUGGCCUGUACCGGGGGGUGACACCCACUCUCCUCAAAGUGCUGCCAGCAGUGGGCAUCAGCUACGUGGUGUAUGAAGCCAUGAAGAGUGCCCUGGGGGUGGCUAAGUAGCCUUUCCCCCUGUCUAGAGGGCCAGAAGGCCAGACACCCCGCCCCCCAAUAGGGGCUGGAGAAGUACUUAAAAAUCCAGGGCCUCCCACCCAGGGAGCCCAGCAGGAUCCGGCCAAGGAAAUGCUAGGCAAAAAGGCUGGCCCAGAGCCCCUUUCAAUGCUCUUAGCCCCGGAGUGGGAAAGGCAUGGAGGACUCUAGAGUGGGACUCAUUUCCUAGGUCUUGCCAGGGAGGCCGAAUGAGAUUUUCCCAGGUCUAGCUUCAGGUCUGGAGAAAACAGUGAAAGUGGUGAUAAAGGAGUAAAGCCA